UUCACCAAGAUGUCUCGGCAGCAGAUAGUGACGAUCCUUGCAAUGUCAUGUACUUACGUCAGCUCAGGUUUAUGCUAUUCCGUUCUGGGCCCAUUUUUUCCGAAAGAGGCUGAGAAAAAAGGGGUCAGUCAAACUGUAAUAGGUCUCAUAUUCGGAUCCUUUGCCUUCUUCACUUUGGUGGGGUCAGUGAUACUGGGUAAAUAUAUUGCACACAUUGGAGCCAAAUUUCUUAUAGUUGCAGGACUGUUUAUAUCAACUGGAUGUACAAUACUCUUUGGCAUUCUCGACAGGGCUCCUGCAGGAACGACGUACAUAGCGCUCUGUUUUGUUACACGCUCAAUAAAUGCCGUUGGUUUUAGUGGUGCACUCACAGCCGUCAUGGCCAUUGCGGCAAAAGUUUUCCCCAACAACAUAGCUACUGUUAUGGGUAUACUGGAGGCCUGCACAGGCCUCGGGCUUAUUUUGGGGCCACCAGUAGGUGGAUGGUUAUACCAGGCAGCCGGAUAUGAAAUCACGUUUGUGGUUAUAGGAUGUAUAAUGUUUUUGACAAUCCCCCUCAACAUGUAUGUUCUGCCAGUUUUGAAUGCGGAUGUCUCACAUGGCUCUUACCUCAGGCUAUGCACCCGAAUCAAAAUCCUUUCUGUCAGCUUUGUGGUGUUCAUGCUCAGCUCAGGAAUUGGCUUUCUGGAUGCAACACUGUCCAUAUUUACCAUUGACAAGUUUGGCAUAAGUCCAGGAACUGUGGGGUUUCUAAUGCUUGGGAUGUCUUUACCCUAUGGAUUAACAUCACCGGCAUUGGGUAUAAUCAGUGAUAAAUAUCCAUUUUCAAGGAAGUGGAUGAUGUUUCUCGGUGGAGUUGCAGCGACAAUUGGCUUUUGUUUUCUUGGUCCCCUUCCAAUUUUUCAUAUUGAAAGUCAGCUGUGGCUUGCUGUCGUCAUGCUGAUCCUCAUUGCGCUUUCUUUAGCUGUGACUCUUGUCCCCACAUUUGCUGAGAUGCUCACCUAUGCAUAUGAAUAUGGAUAUGAAGAAAACCUAAGCACUCUCGGUUUGGUAUCAGGAUUAUAUACUGCAGUGUGGUCUGCAGGGACUUUCUUUGGGCCCAUAGUUGGUGGGUAUACUACACAGAGGCUGGGUUUUGAAUGGGCUGCGGGAGUCCAGGGAGCUUUUUCCUUUCUUGCUGUAAGUAAGAAAGAAUGA
Molecule: messenger RNA, 1197 nt
Organism: Chanos chanos (milkfish)
Lineage: Eukaryota; Metazoa; Chordata; Actinopteri; Gonorynchiformes; Chanidae
Gene: slc18b1
Product: solute carrier family 18 member B1
Exons: 11
Coding region: 10-1197 (395 amino acids)
Biological process (GO): transmembrane transport
Molecular function (GO): transmembrane transporter activity
Source: RefSeq, a predicted model, not a curated record